AUGAAUGUAGGAUACGGAGGCGAGAUAAUCAAGGAUCUCAACCGGAAUGUCCAGCGUUCGUUGCGGGAUUACUUCAAAAAGCUCUCGUCCGCGAUCAAGGCCCAGCUUGACGCGCAAAUGGACGACUAUCAGAAGGGCAAGCGGAAGGACCGACCAAAGGACCUUUCGAUACAAGACCUGGAGAAUGCCGUGGUGUCGAAAUUCAAAUACAUGUGGUUUGAACGUCCUGAGACUUCUCUGGUCUCUGCUCGAACGGACGACAUGAUCAAGUUUGGGAAGAUGAAGAUACUGAAGAAGAUGCUGUGGACACACGAGCCGUACUGGGCUAGCGAUCUGUCGGAAUCGGUUCUGCGCAUGACCCCGAGGCUCCCUGGCGCACACGUCCUACAGUGUUUCCUGGUCAGGUAUUAUCCGCAACAGUACGUGUGGUGUUACGCCAGUUUCCCCGUGGAAGAAAAAUUGCUGUACCAGAAGGGGUUCAAUGGUGAACAUGAGUACUGGUGGGGAAUAAUAGGACAGCCACCCUCGACGACCGAUAUCGGGUUAGGGACAUUUGCGGGCGUGUGA
Messenger RNA from Fonsecaea multimorphosa CBS 102226, 567 nucleotides. RefSeq lists its product as uncharacterized. The record is from RefSeq and is a predicted model, not a curated record. The transcript has 2 exons. Bases 1 to 567 code for a protein of 188 amino acids. Lineage: Eukaryota; Fungi; Ascomycota; Eurotiomycetes; Chaetothyriales; Herpotrichiellaceae.